GUUUAGAGUUUCCUUCGUUAGGCUUAACAUUUGUCAAACGCUGCAAGGUUGCCAUCACCAUCGCUCUCUUCGAGAGAAAAAAAAAGGCAGACAGAAAUGGCGACAUCGACCAUCCGGAGAAUCUCCUCCCAAAUCUACCGGCUCCCUUCCGUCUCUCCCUUCACAAAAUCCGUCGUCGCCCGCUCCUCCACCACCGCCGCGGCCUCCUCAGUGCCCCGCACCUCCUCCGCCAAAGUCUCCGACAGGAUCGUCAAGCUUUUCGCAAUUGACCCGGAGGGACAGAAGCGCGAGAUCGUGGGGCUCAGCGGGCAGACUCUGCUCAGAGCCCUGAUCAACCACGGCCUGAUCGACCCUGCAUCCCACCGUCUCGAGGAGAUCGACGCCUGCUCCGCCGAGUGCGAGGUGAACAUCGCCCAGGAGUGGCUCCAGAAGCUCCCUCCCAGAUCCUACGACGAGGAGUAUGUGUUGGAAAGGAACUCCAGAGCUAGGGUUGCGAACCUGCACUCUAGGUUGGGAUGCCAGGUUGUGAUCACCCCUGAACUCCAAGGUAUGGUUGUUGCCGUCCCUGAACCUAAGCCAUGGGACACUCCGUAAAGAAGGAUGUUUUAGGGAUUUUGGCUCUCUCUGGGGCUUCCUUUUGUCAAAAAAUAUUGAAAUGCUUAAUAAUGUGGCACAAUUUGAUAUGGGUUGGCGCUUUUGUUUUCAUGUUGGAAUGCCUUUGAAGUUGCCCUUGUAAUCGGCAAUACUUCUUCUAUUGGAUUAUGUAUGGUCUGGUUUUUGUUACAUUUCAUUUUGUUGGUGCUUGCAUUGCACCUGUAGUUGUAUAUCGGUCUGGAGGAAACAGUGAGAGCUUGCUUGCCGACAUAGUUCUCGAAUGGCUUCAGAAAGAACGACUGCUUUACUGUGGAACUUGAUAAUUCAUUUCUAUUAACAAAUGUUAGGCUUAGGA
Molecule: messenger RNA, 949 nt
Organism: Linum trigynum
Lineage: Eukaryota; Viridiplantae; Streptophyta; Magnoliopsida; Malpighiales; Linaceae
Source: the annotation of a GenBank genome assembly